Molecule: messenger RNA, 492 nt
Organism: Soboliphyme baturini
Lineage: Eukaryota; Metazoa; Nematoda; Enoplea; Dioctophymatida; Soboliphymatidae
Source: the annotation of a GenBank genome assembly
AUGGGCGAUUUUAAUGUGCAUGUCAAAGUAGACGCUGAAAAGUGGAACAGCGUGAUUGGAAUAAAGAGCUCUAGCCACCUGAACAAUAACGGCAUUUCGAGCGUCGAAGAGUGCAUCAGUAUACGUGACGCUGAGUGUUUGACGUUCGCGUUAAAAAAGGCACAGAGCUAUCAACCGUCCAUCACCUUGUUGUUGAUGUGCUGCGCUGUAAGAAAUGGAAUACCGAGAGCGAAAUUUGCAAACAACGCUGCACGACUGUUUGAACAGAUCCCGGUGAUGACCAAUGAUACAAAAACCGAAUGGCAGCUCUUUAAGAGCGGAAUACUCGAGGAUGCUGCCGAUUGCUGCGGAUGUAAGCUAGUUGGCCUGCCGCCUAGAGGUCAGAAAAGAUCUUCGUGGUGGGCACGAGAGGUACAGCUGGCAGUUAAAGAGAAGAACGAAGCGUUCAAGAAAUGGCUUGGAAACAAAGAGCAUUCUACUCGCGUGCGAUAA